Molecule: messenger RNA, 3820 nt
Organism: Loxodonta africana (African savanna elephant)
Lineage: Eukaryota; Metazoa; Chordata; Mammalia; Proboscidea; Elephantidae
Gene: RRAD
Product: RRAD, Ras related glycolysis inhibitor and calcium channel regulator
Exons: 5
Coding region: 138-1058 (306 amino acids)
Biological process (GO): negative regulation of high voltage-gated calcium channel activity
Cellular component (GO): plasma membrane
Molecular function (GO): GTP binding; calcium channel regulator activity; GTPase activity
Source: RefSeq, a predicted model, not a curated record
UGGGACCUAGCGCAGCUGAGAAGGCGGCGGCCGCAGCGGCAAGGGUCGGAGUGUCCGAGUCCGGGGCUGCGAGCGGGUUGUGUCCGAGCCCAGGUCCGAGUCCUGACCGCGUGUGCGACUGGAAAGCGCCGGACGCAAUGACCCUGAAUGGCGGCGGCAGCGGAGCAGGCGGGAGCCGCGGCGGAGGCCAGGAGCGCGAGCGCCGUCGGGGCAGCACACCCUGGGGCCCGGCGCCCCCUCUGCACCGCCGAAGCAUGCCGGUGGAUGAGCGCGACCUGCAGGCGGCGCUGUCUCCAGGCGCCCUAGCGGCGGCCGGGACCGAGACCCAGGGUCCAAGGCUGAACUGGCCAGAGGGCUCCUCUGACUCCCUCAGCUCGGGGGGCAGCGACUCAGACGAGAGCGUGUACAAGGUGCUGCUGCUGGGGGCGCCUGGCGUGGGCAAGAGCUCUCUGGCCCGCAUCUUUGGUGGCGUAGAGGAGGGACCUGAGGCCGAGGCCGCAGGGCACACGUAUGAUCGCUCCAUCAUGGUGGACGGAGAAGAGGCCUCCCUCCUGGUCUAUGACAUUUGGGAUCAGGAUGGGGACUGCUGGCUGCCUGGCCACUGCAUGGCCAUGGGGGAUGCGUAUGUCAUCGUGUAUUCCGUGACGGACAAGGGCAGCUUCGAGAAGGCCUCAGAGCUGCGGGUCCAGCUGCGACGGGCACGGCAGACAGAUGAUGUGCCCAUCAUCCUCGUGGGGAAUAAGAGCGACCUGGUGCGCUCUCGUGAGGUCUCCGUGGAUGAGGGCCGGGCCUGCGCUGUGGUCUUUGACUGCAAGUUUAUCGAGACAUCGGCUGCUCUGCACCACAACGUCCAGGCGCUGUUUGAGGGCGUUGUGCGCCAGAUACGCCUUCGCAGGGACAGCAAAGAGGCCAAUGCCCGGCGGCAGGCGGGUACCCGGAGACGAGAGAGCCUUGGCAAGAAGGCGAAGCGCUUCCUGGGCCGCAUCGUAGCACGCAACAGCCGCAAGAUGGCCUUUCGUGCCAAGUCCAAGUCCUGCCAUGACCUCUCGGUUCUCUAGGCCCCACAGCACUCACUGCAGUGGGUAGACAGAUGGGCGGGUUGGUGGGCCGGUCCAGCCAAGCCUCCCUAGAUGCCUCAGGGCUAGCUCAGACUCUGGACCUCUAAGAACUGCCAGUUGGGCGUCCCCCAUCUCACGGUCAUGGACAGACAAUGAUGCCCGGGAAUGUGGCUCCCGGAGGCCAGUAAGGGCUGGGCCCACAAAGAAGUGCAUGCAGGCCCAUGUGUGCCUCAAGGCAGAAGCCUGAGCCCAUCCUGUGGGGUAGCCUGGCCCUCUGGCCGGAGUGGGGGCAGGCCUGUGUGUGGGAGCCAGCUGUGACUUCCACCUUUGUCCACACCUGUGGUGUGCAUGUCCAGGAGGAAGGCUGUUCAGUGCGGUGGCUAUUUGUUUACAUGCAGAUUUUUGUAAUAAAGAUUAUUUCCUGAUAGGUCAGGGCUGUCGACUGUGUUUUCUCCCAUCUGGGGGCUGUAGGAGCAGGAAGCGUUCCCGAAGUUGAGGGAUGAAGGCUUGCUGCCCCACCCUGGUGUGUGGCUUUGUCCUAAUACUUGGCUCCGGGCCUAGGCAGCUGGGGCAGAGCGUACAGCAUGGGACCAGGCCUGGUUGAAGGUGGAAACAGCAGUAGACACAACUGUUCCUGGCUCCUGCUAUCCAGGUCCUUUUCCUUCUGCAAUGGGGCCUGGCAUUGCCCAGCUGAUAGAGAGUUCCAAUUAUCCACCUGCACAUAAGGGAAACAGAGGAAGUGUGAGGGGCCCACAGUCCUGCCUCUCAUCUCACAAUCGGAUAAGUUCCUGGACUGGUGUCUCUGCCUUGCUCCCUCCUGAGGGCCUGGGAAUCAGCUGAGGUGGAGCACCUGUGGAAGACCUCAGGACUUCCGAGCUGGGAAGGAAGUGGCUGGUUGGCCUAAAGGUGGAAACGAGGGAGGCGUGCCCAAGUGGACUUGAUUCAGGAUGGCUCCCCCGCCCCUGGCUGUGGCUGGGCUAUGAGAAGGGCCUCACUUUUCUUUCCACAGUGAGUGUCCUGCUGAACCAGAACAUCCCAUGCUCAGCACUGGCUAAUUGGGUCCUGGCAGGAACAGCUCCGUGGAGCCCACCCUGCCCCGAAUGAGAGGCCUUGGAUUUGUCUAGAAACGUGGGCACGCAUGUAGCUGGAGGCGUGCGUGUCUCCCCACCCACCCUCCUUCCAGGAGGGGACUCCAUGGCCCCUAGCCCUUCUUGGCACAGGGGGCCUGCCAGGAAUUCAUUUACAUGGUGUCAGGAAUGAGCAACCCCAUUUGAUGAUGGCAGUUGGGGAACUGAAGCACUUGCCCCAUAUCCCAUGGGUAGGAAGUGUCUGAAUGGGGCCUGGUAUCUAGAUCUUUCCAUCUCCAAAACCUGAAGCAGUCUGGGUCAAAGUGGGAGACAGCUUCUGAGAAGUUUUCAGGCCAGGGUCCACGCAUUCCUUCAUUGGUUCCAUUAAUUCAUUCCACAGACCCUGGCAGCCCUCACAACCUGAUUAGACCCCAGAUUACAGCUCCUUCUCAGUGUAUGUGUUGGGAGGGUACCUCUGAGACAAACCCACAUGCCCCCCACGGCAGUGUUAACUGCUCAAACUGCUGCUUCUUCCCACCACAGCCCCCUUAACGUACCUUGGGCAGGUGGAGGGUAUGGCUUUCUUGGAACAGAUGAAGGUUCCAAGGCCGGAAGAGGAACACAGGCCUUCCUGGCUCUACCACUUAUUGUCUGUGUGACCCUGAGCAAGCCACUCAGCCUCUCUGAGCCCCAGUGUGUGACAUGAGGACGAUGCCCCAGUCAGAGUAGGAGUGGGUGGAAUAAUGAAGGUAUGUGUUCAGAGUGGUGCCUAGACAUAAUGGGAGCUCAGCACCUGCGAUACCCCCUCAACAUCCACACACCAUAGCACUGAAGGCUGGGGUGCCCGAGUAACCCUGGGGCAAACCAUCAGCUUGUGGCAGACAAGGUGGGGCCAGAUGAGGAGCCCCCACCUAGCUUCCAGCCUGAGAGAGACUAAUCAGACGUGAAGGAGAUCAUGGGAGGGGGAGGCUGGAGGCCAGCAUCCCCAACCCUCCCUACCUUUCUUCCUCCCCUCUGAUUCUCAGGCCUCAGAAGCUUCUCCUGGCUCUGCUUGGCUGCCCUCACUGGGGGAAGGGCCCCUGGUGAGCCCUGCAACUCCUUCAAGGUCACCUGGGCUGGCUCAAACUUCUCUAUCCUUCUUAAAGCCACGAGACAGUCCAUUGUCCAACCCCGUCCCUGGCCAGGGCCUAGUGUGAGGAUUUGUAGAGGCUCAGGGGGAGAUCAUAGGGUGCUGUCCCACCGGGAAUACUUACUUCAGGUUGAGCACUGCCCAUUCAUUCAUUGUUCAUGUGCAACUUUGAGCUCCUUGUCCCAGGAGCUGUCAUGGCAUUGCGAGAGCCAGGCCACUGCUGAGUCCUCAAGUACUGCCUCAGAGAGGCUCGCAGUCUGAUGGAGGGGACAGACAAUGACAAUCUGGUAUCCUCUGUGCAUUGAUAGAGGUAGUACAUGGAAGGAGAGACGCUCCCAGAGGAGGCUCCUGAACCAGCCUGGGAGCACAGGGAAGGUUUCCUGGAGAAGGAAAUAUUUGAGCUGAGUACAGAAGCAUGAACAGGUGUUCAGCAGACAGAUGAAGGAGUGGGAAGAGAAUUCCAGGCUAUAUGAACAGAGGGUGUAAAGGUGCAGCUGCAGAUACCGGUGCAUGGGGGAGAAGCGGGGCCAAGUCCGGGGCCACAGAAAAAGAACUACUGUUCAAGC